This is a messenger RNA of Ipomoea nil (Japanese morning glory), 1401 nucleotides long. RefSeq lists its product as uncharacterized. The transcript has 4 exons. Gene Ontology annotation, molecular function: nucleic acid binding; RNA-DNA hybrid ribonuclease activity. The coding region runs from base 1 to 1401 and encodes 466 amino acids. The record is from RefSeq and is a predicted model, not a curated record. Lineage: Eukaryota; Viridiplantae; Streptophyta; Magnoliopsida; Solanales; Convolvulaceae.
AUGAUCAACCAAAUAUUCAACAAUUUAAGUGCCCAAGUGAACUACGGAUUUGCAAACUUCGAUCAAAGGGCUAUAGUUCUCGAAGACAGAUUGGGAGUGGAGAACGUUCAGAGAUGGACCCCGUACAGAUGGGAUCCCAACUACAUGCCUCAAGGUGGCGCUCCCGGAGACUUUAACCAAGGUGAAGAGAAGGGCUCUAGUGCACACUGUCUGGUGCACCAGAUAGCCUCAUGUAUUAUGGUUGCUCAUGAGAUGGUUUGUGGUGGUGUGAGACGCAAGAUCGGGGAUGGUAAAUCUACUUUAAUUUGGGGUCACCCAUGGUUACCUGAUGAGCCGAGCCCAUUGGUGCAAACCGCCAUGCCCCCUACGUUGCAUGCUGCUUUGGUGUCAGGAUCCCUAUUAGCCCGGAUUAUGAAGACUCAUGGUUCGGGUUGUUAUUCUGUGAAGAGUUACUAUAGACACAUUGUUGAUGAUUAUGUAAACCAUCCUGGGGACUUUGACAAAUGGAUCACCCUUUGGAAACUAAAGGUUCCUCCCAAGUGGAUGACUUUUUUAUGGAGGGCUCUAAAUGAUAUUCUCCCCACAACCACCAACUUGCUUUUAAAGAGGGUAGAAGUGAGCCCAUCAUGCCCUCUAUGUGAUCGUACUCAUGAGAAUACAAUGUACUCCCUUGUUUUGUGUGAAUUUUCUCAACUUGUGUGGAAUAUUUCUUCAUUAACUAUAUUUUCUAUUACUGGCAACACAUUUUCUUUAUGGUUUAAACAUGCAUUGGACGUGUGUAGCGAAGAUAACCUGGCAUUGAUUAUGGCAGUGCUGUACCACCUCUGGAAUGCCCAGAAUUCCGCUAUCUGGAAGGGUUGUGUACCGCUGCCAAGGAGGGUUCUCGAGAAUGCGACGUCAUCAUUGCAUGCAUGGCGACAAGUCCAUUCUCCACUCUCACUAGCUGCUCCAACCAUCACCGUUCCUGUUCUAUCAUCGCCGAAGCUGCCCAGAUGUCUUUUCGAUGCCAAUUAUCACCACUCGAUGGGGAAAGCAGCGUACGGGGUAGUGUUAUUCCCAUCCAAUUCGGUUUUCGUAGCGGCUUGCGACGAACCCUUACCAGUGUGCUCCUCUACUCUCAUGGCGGAGUCUAUGGCAUGCAAGGAGGCGAUGUCGUGGUUGAAAGAUCAAGGAGUGUUAACCGUGGAUCUCAACACUAAUUGUUCGGAGCUUCGACGUAUUUUAUCUUCACAGGUGCCCAUUUUAUCGUAUGUGUGUUUGAUUAUAGAUCACUGUAGGACUGCUUUGUCCACUUUUACCAAUUGCACUUUAUGUUUAGUACCUAGAUCAGCUAAUAUUAUAGCUCACACUUUAGCAUAUGCAACCGUUUCUCAGGCUAAUUCAUUGUGUGACACCCCGUAA